This is a messenger RNA of Anneissia japonica, 1214 nucleotides long. Its product is annotated as contactin-associated protein 1-like. The record is from RefSeq and is a predicted model, not a curated record. The transcript has 3 exons. Bases 21 to 521 code for a protein of 166 amino acids. NCBI's taxonomy places the organism in Eukaryota, Metazoa, Echinodermata, Crinoidea, Comatulida, Comatulidae.
GGUCACGUGACGGACAAGAGAUGACAAACUGGGGUUCUCCUACAGGAUUUGAUGGAUGUAUGUGUGGUGAAAAAGACGUUUGUAACCAAUCAGACGUUGUGUGUAACUGUAAUAUAAAUGAUAAAACUUGGAGAUUGGACGAAGGAUAUGUUGAUGACAUGUCUACUCUGCCGGUUACAAAAUUACAAAUGGGUGAUACAGACUUUGAUUAUGAAGAAGGCUACAGUACCAUUGGAUCACUUGAAUGUACAGGUGCUGCAAGAGAUUGGAACAUUGUGAUGAUGGUCCAUAACGACUUCUGUCUCACUGGCUACGUCUUGUCAACGUUCAAAACUGUGUCGAGCGUACAGUGUGCCAAUUUUUGUCGAAGACAUACCUUGUGCAAGUCAUUCAACUUCAAGAGAAGUAACGAUGCUGGCGCAACACCAAUGAUAUGCGAAUUGAAUUAUAAAUUACUAAGAGAGGUUCCUGAAAACAUAUCUAACACCAUAAGCGGUUGCAUAUAUUUUGAACCAAAAUAGGCCCAUAUUAAUAUUGAUACCAAUAUCAAUAAGACCAUGUAAUGCUUUUAAUUGUAAGACAAAUGCUGUUAAUUGAUUCUAUAGUAAAUUUUGAAAUAAUUAUAUUAGAUCUAUCAAAAUGGUUGUUUUUAUGCGUAGAUGUAGCACCAUAAUUUGGCGUAGAAAAAUUGUUCACUUUCAUAGGAGCUUGAGAUUUGUAGCCUUUAUUCUGAAAGUUGCCACAGCCAGACACAAUUCAAGUGUAAUUAAUUGAAAGUAUUUGUUGAAAAAACAUCCUUAUCAGUUAUGAUACAUUUACAAUCAAAUCAUUUUUAAAAUGUCGUACAUGCCAGUUGCCAUGAAACAAACAUAGACAUGGUACUCUCGCACAGAAAUAUACCAUUUUAUCGUCGUUGAUAAGAACUCUUCGUUAAAAUGCAUUUAAUUAAUUUUAUACGUAGUUUUUGUUUUAAUGUACCGGUAAGUUGUGGAAACUUCAAAAAUACAAACGAAAAAAAAAGUAUUAGAUGUUUGAAAACUGUCAAACUCGACGCAAAAUUCCCGGAAUGCCGUCUGUCGAAAAUGUGCGUAGCAAUCAAAAAACAUAUUUUAAUGUAAGUUGUUCUUACUCAAUUCAGGAUUUGAAAAGUGUUCACAUGCUUUUCAAGUGUAUUUCGAUGAGCUCGGUUAUCACACUAUAUGUUCUGUCAUAGA